AUGAAGAACCUCCUACAACAGCUCAUAGUAUUGUUGAUCUUCGCUUAUCUCCCAACUUCUUAUUCUAGUACUACCUGUCUACCAACUGUAUGGGGCGUCUACUACACCGGCACAGUCAGCAAAACUAGAGGAGGCCUCCCCUGCCAGAGAUGGGACGCCCAUGCCCCUCACAAACACUCCUACGGAAAGGAUGCCUUCUUUCCUUACGACGGCGGCAUCAAGGGGGCGAACAACUUCUGCCGAAACCCCCGUGGUAAAAUGAAAAAAGACUGCAAACCAGACACAGUGGGGAAGACCUACAAAGGAACUGUCAGGGUGACGAAAUCUGGGCGACCCUGCCAAUACUGGUCCGCCCAGUACCCUCACAGAUACCGCUACAUCAAGUAUGCCCUGUUCCCAGAGAAGAAACUUCGGCUGGCGAAGAAUUAUUGCCGCAAUCCUACAGGAAAGCCAGCUCCGCCGAAAGUAUCAGGAAAGUCAGACCAAAACCCCUCAAUGUGCCUACCGACAGAAUACGGCGUCUACUACACGGGCGGCGUGAGUAAGACACGGAGUGGUCUUACCUGCCAGCGCUGGGACGCCCAGGCCCCGCAUAAACACUCCUACAACAAGAAGAAAUACUUCCCCGACGGCGAUUACAAGAAAGCAGCGAAUUUCUGUCGGAAUCCUGGCGGGAAGAAGACGGGUGUUUGGUGUUAUACGACUGACAAGAAGAAGACGUGGGACUAUUGUAAAGUCACACUGUGUACACCUCAGAAGAAGGAUUGCAAAGUAGACACGAGGGGCAAGGUCUACGUAGGAACAGUUAGCGUUACAAAGAGUGGUAAACCUUGCCAACACUGGGCGAGCCAGUUCCCUCAUGCCCAUCCGUAUGCGAAGAAAGCCGAGCUCUUCCCAGAUGUGAAUCUCGGCUUAGCCAAGAACUACUGCAGGAACCCUACGAAUGAUCCCCAUGGACCGUGGUGUAUCACGGCUACUGCCUCCACGGUCAAGGAAUACUGUGAUAUACCCAUUUGCCCGCAAGGUGAAAUUGAAUAUUUUAUAGACUUUAAUUAUUGGGAAUUUUAUGAAUUUGAGAUCGGGAAGACAUACGACAGGAACAUCGCAAAGAAUGACCAGUGUCCGUAG
Messenger RNA from Lineus longissimus, 1128 nucleotides. Its product is annotated as plasminogen-like. The transcript has 6 exons. Bases 1 to 1128 code for a protein of 375 amino acids. The record is from RefSeq and is a predicted model, not a curated record. NCBI's taxonomy places the organism in Eukaryota, Metazoa, Nemertea, Pilidiophora, Heteronemertea, Lineidae. Gene Ontology annotation, molecular function: signaling receptor binding; endopeptidase activity.